This is a messenger RNA of Candoia aspera, 3977 nucleotides long. RefSeq names its product polypeptide N-acetylgalactosaminyltransferase 2 (gene GALNT2). Lineage: Eukaryota; Metazoa; Chordata; Lepidosauria; Squamata; Candoiidae. Gene Ontology annotation, cellular component: Golgi apparatus. The record is from RefSeq and is a predicted model, not a curated record. The coding region runs from base 108 to 1808 and encodes 566 amino acids. Gene Ontology annotation, biological process: protein O-linked glycosylation. Gene Ontology annotation, molecular function: polypeptide N-acetylgalactosaminyltransferase activity. The transcript has 16 exons.
UGACCCUGCGCGGCGGCGGCGGAGCUAGCGGCAGCGCCUGCCGCCCGUUUCCUGCUGGCCUGGCGGCGGCUGGUGCCACUGCUCAGCGUUGGGCGGGCGGGAGAAUAAUGCGGCGCAGGUCUCGGCUGCUGCUCUGCUUCGCUUUCCUCUGGGUGCUAGGGAUCGCCUACUACAUGUACUCUGGGGGAAGCGCCGCGCUGGCCGGAGGCGGCAGGAAGGAGGAUCCAAAUAAUAUUAACACAUUAAAAAAGAAAGAUCAACACAGUAAUAAUGGGGAUGAAAAGACGCAAAACAUGGAGACCCUGCCUCCAGGAAAAGUUAGAUGGCAAGACUUUGACCAGGAUACUUACAUUGGAGUCACUAUGGUCAAAGCUGGUCAAGACCCGUAUGCCCGCAAUAAGUUUAAUCAGGUGGAGAGUGAUAAACUACGAAUGGACAGAAAUGUUCAGGAUACAAGACAUGAUCAGUGCCAACGGAAACAGUGGCGGAUAGACUUGCCAGCUACUAGUGUAAUAAUCACUUUUCACAAUGAGGCGCGAUCAGCUCUUCUUCGAACUGUUGUCAGUGUUCUCAAAAAAAGCCCACUGCAUCUUAUUAAGGAAAUUAUACUAGUAGAUGACUACAGCAAUGAUCCUGAGGACGGUGCUCUAUUAGGUAAAAUUGAGAAAGUGAGGAUACUUCGAAAUGAUCGCCGGGAAGGUUUGAUGCGCUCUCGUGUUCGAGGGGCAGAUGCAGCACAAGCAAAAGUACUUACGUUCUUGGAUAGUCACUGUGAAUGCAAUGAACACUGGCUGGAGCCUCUUCUGGAGAGAGUAGCAGAGGACAAGACCAGAGUUGUGUCUCCUAUAAUUGAUGUAAUUAAUAUGGACAAUUUCCAAUAUGUGGGGGCCUCAGCUGAUUUAAAAGGCGGCUUUGACUGGAAUUUGGUGUUCAAGUGGGAUUACAUGACACCUGAGCAAAGACGAGCACGGCAAGGGAACCCAGUUGCUCCCAUAAAAACGCCAAUGAUAGCCGGUGGACUCUUUGUGAUGGACAAACUUUAUUUUGAAGAGUUAGGAAAGUAUGAUAUGAUGAUGGAUGUAUGGGGUGGAGAAAAUCUAGAGAUUUCAUUCCGUGUGUGGCAGUGUGGUGGGAGUCUUGAAAUCAUCCCAUGCAGCCGAGUUGGCCAUGUCUUCCGCAAGCAACAUCCUUAUACCUUUCCAGGAGGAAGUGGUACUGUUUUUGCAAGAAAUACACGCAGAGCAGCAGAAGUAUGGAUGGAUGAAUACAAAAAUUUCUAUUAUGCAGCAGUGCCUUCUGCCAGAAAUGUACCUUAUGGCAAUAUUCAAAGCCGAAUGGAGUUGAGAAAGAGACUUAACUGCAAACCAUUCAAGUGGUACCUUGAAAAUGUGUAUCCUGAAUUAAGGGUGCCUGAUCACCAGGACAUAGCGUUUGGGGCUUUGCAGCAAGGAACCAAUUGCCUUGACACAUUAGGCCACUUUGCGGAUGGCGUUGUCGGUGUUUAUGAAUGUCAUAAUGCUGGGGGAAAUCAGGAAUGGGCCUUAACAAAGGACAAGUCAGUGAAACAUAUGGAUUUGUGCCUUACGGUUGUAGAUAGAGCUGCUGGCUCACUCAUAAAACUUCAGGGCUGCAGAGAAAAUGACAGUAGACAGAAAUGGGAACAAAUAGAAAGCAAUGCCAAACUGCGGUACGUGGGCAGUAACUUGUGUUUAGACAGCCGAAAUGCCAAAAAUGGUGGUCUGACUGUUGAAGUCUGCAAUCCUUCACUGUCGCAGCAGUGGAAGUUCACACUUAAUCUACAGCAGUAGAAGGGCUUGCACAGAAGUACUGUCUCAUUUCCUAAACCUUGGGCAACAUUUUGAUUGCAUUACUGAUACUUUAUAUACCUCAGUAUUCCAUCUUUGUCUGAAAGUGGGCAACAACGAAAGUGAACAUAAGGAAAUCGAAGGAACUGGGGAUCCUGUGAUCAUCUGAUCAAAUAUAGCUGAAGCAGUGCUCACCCCCCUCUUCCAUCAAGGCUCGUUGGCUCCUCUCCAGCUUCAACCUAAUAUUUUCAGAGCAGAUGAUUAACCUCCUUAGAAACCACAGAUAGAUAGUAGAAACCUGCUUUCAACACAGGGAGGGGAGGGCACACUUGGCAGGGAAGUGGCUUGAAGAAUCUCAUGAGCAGUCUCCAUUUGCAUAAAAAUAGGUGUUUGUGGUUUCCAGCAAUCAAAGCAUCAUUUGGAAGGUUUUGCCAUGUAUACUUGGUAUAUUUGACCAUGGACUUUUCUAUGAUGAGACUCUAGAUAUAAACAUUAUAUAUAAAUAUAAAUAAAUAUAUAUAUAUAUAUGUAUAAAAUAUAUAUUGUCAAAAUUUACAACUUUCUAUCAAUUUUUCAUCAUCCUGUAAUUUAUCAACAAAGCAUUUUAACACUUGACUGGAAAGUAGAUUGGACAGUUGUAGAAGAACAACAUUUUGUGAAGAUGCAAGUUUGUGCUGCUGCAUUGUGUUCACGCAAACACUGGAUGCUUCUGCUUUGUAAAGUGUGCCUUUUUUUUUUUUUUUGCACUUCGUUCUCCUGAAAGUGGCCAGACCUCUGUUGCAGGGGUUGGUGGAAUGGCAGAAAGAGGCUUGCACGCUUCAUCUCACCAGCAUUGUCACCUUCAGUUCAGGAAUACCUGCCAUGUGCUCUGGAUACCUGUAAACUCAGCAUAUUUGUAUUAAGCAACUCUAGACUACCUUACAUUUAAAACUAGGUUUAAAAAUGCAGCUUUGGAGCUUUGGUUCUUGGUUUCUCCUCUUUGCUGUGUUUUACUCCGUUUAAAAAGUUGUCAGAAUGACAGAUAGCACAAGACCACAAGUAGCCUUCUUGUGAAAUUACGAGCAGCCUAUUACUGAUGAUCAACAUUGCAGCUGUUACACAUCUGCUCUUGGAUAUCAUGGUUUGAGGUUUUCUCUGUAUCUUUUCACUAUGCCUCAAAAUGGAACUGUAGAAAAUAAUUGGAGCGGAAGUAGAACAUUGGAAGUGAUUGUUUCAUUCUGCCGUUUUUAUAUCAUAGCAAUGUCAUCUCUGCAUGUGUUUUCUGCAUCAACUUUUUUUAAACACAACUGACAUAAGAUUUUAAACAGAGAAAUGAAAAUAUUCAUAAAAUACUGCUCUCCCCAAUGAUUACAAAAGGACAAAGGUAAAUUAUUAUGCAAUCAUUUCUUCACAGUGUUCGUCUUCUGGCUAUGUGAUUUGGGAGAAUUCUAUAAAGUGCAUUUUUCCAUGAUGGCUACAAUAUUUGCUGCAAAAAAUGGGUGUCUUUCCAUUCAAAUGAGGACUUUAGUUUUGCAGUGUUUCAGAUAAGCCAGUGAACAUUUGAAUUUAUAUGGCAUGCUUGUGGUUUCUGUUGAUACUGUAUUGAGAUACUACAGUGUUUUAAUCAAGAACGAUGUUUCCAUUGAUGGGGUGAAUGUGAAUAUUACCCUUUUCUAGACUAAAUUUGCCUCCCCAUGAUUAAAACGUCUCAUGUAAGUAUGUCCUUGACAGGAAAAAUAGAUAAACACGGUCUUUGUCUUUUUUGAAAUUCAUUUUUUAAGGCCACCCAAGUCAUGAGAUGAAGGUAACAUUCAUUUGUAAAACUGGGUCAUUGAGGGAGAGUACUGAAAUGUUUAUUAGGUAGCCAACUAAUUAUAAUCCAAGAUUUCUGGGGAAGAACUUUUUGGGGGAAAGGAAGCUAAAUUGUGAAGGUUUUUGUUUUUUUAAUGGGUAGAAGCUAUCCAGUAAAUAGCUGAUUCUGAAAAGCUACUAUCUUGACUAAUAUUUAAGCAGAUGUGUUAGCAGGAUUUCCAAAAAGUCUUAAAUGUUAGCUACGUGUUGUAUUCAAGUUCUAGAGAUGAAAGUGGUAAUUAGGUAUGGACGCUGGAUCAGAAAAUACAGUAAUGUGAUGCUAGCGAUGUUUACAUGACACAGUGUGCCAAAGUUAUUUACUGUGACUUCAUUCUUUUUUUU